Messenger RNA from Sungouiella intermedia, 996 nucleotides. The record is from the annotation of a GenBank genome assembly. Lineage: Eukaryota; Fungi; Ascomycota; Pichiomycetes; Serinales; Metschnikowiaceae.
AUGAUAACUAUUAUUGGUUCACUUAACUACGAUCUUGUCACAUACACCAACAAAGUACCCGAGGCAGGCGAAACAUACUCCGCCAACUCGUUUGAGAAUCAUCUAGGAGGAAAAGGUCUCAAUGAAGCGUUGGCGUGUGCCCGAUUGUCCAAGAACGCAGCAAACCACGUGAGAAUGGUGGGAAAUGUGGGCUCCGAUGGUUUUGGAAAGGAGUUAAGACAGGCAUUGGUGGAUGCUAAAGUGGAUACGAAGUAUAUCCAGACGUUGAAUGACGUACCUUCUGGAGUUGCAGUAAUACUUGUUGAAACGUCAGGAGAAAACCGGAUAUUGAUAACUGCUGGAGCCAAUGGUGAGUUGAAGCCUUCAGAUGCUGAUUACGAACAAUAUUUUGGCGACCAGAGUGGAUCUUGUGAUUAUGUCGUGCUACAGAACGAAUAUCCACACACUCGCCAGUCAAUUGAAUGGAUCAAAAAGAACAGACCUUCCAUCAACAUAGCUUACAACCCGUCGCCAUACAAGAGUGAGUUGAUCACGCUGGAGCUUUUGCUGCAGAUCGACAUGUUGAUUGUGAACGAAGGAGAGGCAUUAGACGUAGCAUCCAGCGUUUUGCAUGAAUCCGAACUUGGCACCUUUAAGAAAACCAUUGCUAAAGAUGAAGUUGCAGGAUUCUCUCAAUUGGCUGAAAAGCUUCAGGGGAUGCUUGAUCCCAACAACAUUGCAGUGACCAUCAUCACCAUGGGCAGUAAAGGAUCAGUAUCUGUGGGCAAGAACGAGAGCGUUUUUUUUGCAAAGUCUUUGAAGGUUGAUACGGUUGUCGAUACCACGGGAGCAGGAGACACGUUUUUCGGUGGUAUUGUUCUGCAGCUCAGCUCUGGAGCAACAUUGCAAGAGGCGGUAAAGUUUUCUACCACGGCUUCUAGCCUUGCUAUCCAGAAGAAAGGAGCAGCGGAGGGUAUCCCAUUCUACGAUGAAGUUGUAGCGCAUAUUAAUAAUUAA